AUGAAUUCGUAUCAUGGGGAAUACAUUUUGAAAAAAGUUUCGAAAAUACUGCAAAAACCCGCGCCAUCGACAGUCACAUCAUCAAUGUCUGUUUUAGGAGAGCAGAAGGACACGAUUGAAUCAUCAAAACCCAAUGAUACUUUUGAGAUCAUAGUAAAGGAAGGAGUGAAACUUGCAUCGGAUUAUCUUAAACUUUUGAAAGAUUUGCUGGAAAGUGAGAAAGAAAUGGAAAAUCAUCAAAGCAAUGCAAGCGAUGACGGCGAUGCCGAGGAAUUCAACAAACGUUAUCUGAUACUCAUAUCGACUGUAAUGACAUGGGCACUUACUAAACCAUUAGAUCCGGAAACUCCUGACAUGCCUUUUAUUGAGACGGAUUUUCGCAAAAGGAAACCGCAUCCAAAUUACAAACAACAUUAUUGCAUAGAAAAUGAGGUCAUUGGUAUUGCUAAGAAAUACAAGUCACGAAUUGGUGCUGUGGUGGUAGCUUCUGGAUUGACUUAUGGAGGGCGUGAGGAUCCAUUGUUUUAUUGGUUUCAGAAGGCUUGGGAAUGCGAGCCUUUCUUGCCUAUCCUAGGCCGCGGUGGAAAUGUUAUUCCGCUUAUAAGUGUUUUGGAUUUAGCAGAAAUAAUUUGCAAUUUAAUAAAGACCUUUCCGAGGAAGCUUUACAUAUUAGCGGUCGAACAAAAUAUUACAAAACAAAGAGAAAUUAUCAAACCAUUAGGACGUUUGGUUGGCUCUGGAAUGUUUAAAUGCAUACCCCCGGAGGACGCAUUUUUAAUUCCCGAGAUAGACCAAAGAACAUACGACUUCAUGACAGUGAAUUUGAAUAUGGAACCUACUUUUAUUGUUGACAAAAUGGGGCUUCAAUGGACGUCAGAGUUAACUUUUGCUGAGAAUGUACCCAUUCUUAUGAAGCAAUUUAAAAAAGAAAGAGGACUGAAGUCGUUUAAGGUACUUAUAUACGGUCCUCCGCUUAUUGGGAAAACGACUCUAUCAAAAUUAAUAUGCGAGGCUUACGGUCUUGUAUACAUUUCACAGGACACUAUUGUUGAGGAUAUUCUGAAGGAUUUGGAGCGGAGAGUAAAUCAUUGGAAGGAAGGUGAGACAGCUGCUCUUCAUAUUCCAAAUGUGGAAGAUGAUAAUGUAAUUGAGGAUGAAGAAGACGAAGAAGAGGACGAGAAUGAAAAAGAAACGGCACGAAUGACGCUUGGCAUUUUACUCUCUGGUCAUCCUCUGAAUGAAGAAGAAAUGAUAGGAUAUUUGCGACAAAAGCUUCUUAGUCAUGAAGCACAAAAUAGAGGAUGGGUUUUAGAUGGAUUUCCAACUAACCUAGCUGAAUGCACUGCACUAUUUGAAAAAGGAAAUGAAGAAGACACCGAAGAUAGUGAAAUAAAUGACUCAAAUUUUGAGGAAGACGCUGACUUAUACAGUAACGUGCUAAAGAAAAUAUUGCCAGAUGUAGUUGUAUCGUUGGAAGCAACGGAUGACUUUAUAUGUGAAAAGGCAAUGAAUCAGCCGGAAAGUGACGCGCGUUUUGACGAAAAUACAGUGCUUAAACAUCUUCGUGAGUUCAGAGUAGCAGAUGCACCCGAUGUGACUCCCCUUAACUUUUUCGAUGAGCUGGGUAUUCAUCCUCUCGUGGUGCAAGUUAAUGAUCAUAAUGACUAUUCCAUGAAGGGUCCGUAUGCAGACGUGUCGCUGCGUAUGGGACGUCCAUGCCGCUAUGGAAAGUUACUUGAACUUAUCGAGAUGGCAGAGAAACGAGAAAAGGCUGAAAAGGAGUUGUUGCAUGCCAAACAAGAGAAAGCGUUACAGGAAUUAAAAAGAAAGAUGAAAGAUGAACAUGAGGAGAAAAUGGAAUACUGGUCAGAGUUAUACGGUUUGAUGCGCGAGGAGGAGGAAGCGGCCUUAGCGGCUGCGGGUGAGCCAAUGCGGAACUAUCUCGUGCAGUAUAUCUUUCCCACUCUAACCGCUGGGCUGCUUGAAGUCGCCAAGUUGCGACCCGAUGAUCCCAUCGACUUUCUUGCUGAAUAUUUAUUCAAGCUUAAUCCAACUGGCAAGAUGCUCGAGCCAGGCUACAAUUUAAAGGCUGAAAAAAUUUUGGGGAAAAUCAAAAUUUUGGAUGAUGCGUUAAAAGAUUUGGAUAUUAAAAUAGACCCUCUUAUGCCGCCAGAACUUGAAAUUGAUGCCAACGAAGCCUCCACAUCUAAACGUAAUAUAAAUAGCAUGAGUGCAUUUUAA
Molecule: messenger RNA, 2241 nt
Organism: Parnassius apollo (apollo)
Lineage: Eukaryota; Metazoa; Arthropoda; Insecta; Lepidoptera; Papilionidae
Source: the annotation of a GenBank genome assembly